CGCCGCCCGUGUGCUUUGACUUUGACACCCUCCGUCUUCGUCCCGACCUGCUCUCCGUUCAUUUUGCUAUGGUAUCUGCUCUGUGGAAGGCUUGCUCUGAAGGCGAUGUUGCGGGUGUACACCAGGCACUCAUCUCGGAAGAGGUAGACAUCGAGGCGAAAGACGAAAACGGCUUCACACCUCUCAUCGAGGCCAUCAAGAGUGGAAACGUGGAGAUUGUAAAACUUCUUCUGGAGAAGGGUGCCGAUCCGAUAAACGCGUCCAAUGAAAGUUCGCCGGAAUCCUACACCACGGACUCGAUCAUCCUCGAGCUGCUUGACCAUGCUCGCAUGAAGAACACCCAGGGGGCUCCUGUGCCUCACGAAAAUGGGGAAAGCAACGGGCACAUCUACCCGGGCGCAGAGACGAAUGGGUACCCGCCUGCGAACUAUCCGUACUACCCAGCGAUGAACGGCGGCCCGCCUCCCGAAAUGUACUACCCGCCCCCGCCCCAGAUGCAUCCAGAGGGCUUCGGCGCGCGACAGAAUAAUCUUCCGCCGCCCGAAAUAGCGUCAGCCAUUCCCUGUCGAUACUAUCCCGCGUGCCGGUAUGGCGCGGCAUGUCUAUUCCAGCACCCGCAGGGUCCGUACUUCCAAGGACCGCUCCCUCCGCCUGUCCCGUACCCCAACUCUUAUGACCAGAUGCCUCCGCAGCCGUACCCGCAGAGCUACUAUCCUGUACCACCACCCUCGUUUCCCCCACCUCCCCAGCAGGGUCCGCCGAUGCCUAUGCACGGACAGGCACCGCCCGACAUGAUGUCCCCACCGCAGGGCCCAUUCAGUCCAACUGGUGGCCCGCAGUACGGGCCGAUUUCUCCCGUUAUGUAUUCACAUCCGGGGCAGGCCCCGAUCCCCAUGGUUCCUCCCCUUCCGCCUCUGCACCAGCAGGCGCCGCCGCCCGGCCCGCAGUCGCCGCAGGCAUAUGGGCACCCAUCGUCGCCGUCACAGGCCUUUGCACAGCCUGUCGGCUACCCGGCGAAUGGCUACGCAGAGGCCAACGAGGGCGGUAAACCGCUGCACGAGGACGGGAUGAACCAUGCGCCGAACGGCUUCCGACGCGGCUCAAUCCGCCGGGGCACCUUCGCCCGCAAGCCGGCCCCGCCGCCGUGCAUGUUCUUCCCUGCCGGAAAGUGCAAGAACGGCAAUGAGUGCCGGUUCCCUCACGUCAUGCCCCCCGAGGGCGCGCCCAUCCACGCUCCAUUCUACCCUGCUCGGGGUGGCGGCCCUCGUCCGUCACGUGGCCAUGUCAACGGCAUCGAUGAAAAAAUGGCGAAUCUGUCUCUGAACGACCGAGGUCACGAGGCCGGUGGGCGAGGCCGAGGAGGCCGGCCGGUGAACGGUGGCCCCAAAAGAACGCCCAUGUCCAAGCACGCUUCACUGCAACGUGUUCCCCACGCAGAUGAGUUCCCCGUGCUCGGUGGCGCUGCUCCGGCUCGAACUCAGGCGAACGGCACCGCCGGCCCGACUGCCGCCCAGAUCCUGCAGGCUGCCCCCCGCUUGCAGAACGGAUCACCGCCACAGGAAACUGUUGAAGCAGUCAAAAUCCCUGUCUCCUUCGCUGCUGUCGCCACCGCAGGUGCUGAUGUCGCCGUCAGCGCUUGAUUGUCGUCAGUGCUGCCUCGGUCCUUCUCGUGCGUGCGUGACCACGUGAAGUGGUUUCACCCCGACCUGGUCCCCCUGCCCGCCUUACUUUGUCUUCGGUCCCACUUUGAUUUUUU
Molecule: messenger RNA, 1756 nt
Organism: Mycena citricolor
Lineage: Eukaryota; Fungi; Basidiomycota; Agaricomycetes; Agaricales; Mycenaceae
Source: the annotation of a GenBank genome assembly